Molecule: messenger RNA, 1143 nt
Organism: Colletotrichum karsti
Lineage: Eukaryota; Fungi; Ascomycota; Sordariomycetes; Glomerellales; Glomerellaceae
Product: C6 transcription factor
Exons: 5
Coding region: 1-1143 (380 amino acids)
Source: RefSeq, a predicted model, not a curated record
AUGCAGAAGCAUCUAGAUGAAAAGCGAAAACAGUACGAGCAGAAUAUUCUGGUUGCUUUGCAUCGCAUUGGCGUUCUUGAUAACCCAAGUCUGUCUCUAUUCCAGGCUCUUUUAUCAGGCGUCAUGUACAUGUUGCUUUCUGGGAAGCUAGAAAGAUGCUGGCAGUUGAACGCCGCGGCAUCACGAAUUUGCACAGCUCUGGGAGGCUAUAGUCUCAUCACAUCGUUCCCUACACAGUCGGUUGAAUCUCAAGAGGCGAGAUACUCUGUAUCGUUAUGUUACAUGUUUGACAAAGCGCUGGCUUCGAGUAUGAACAGAACUACCUGUCUGCCUGAGAUGGAUCUAAAUAUCUCGGAGUUGAUGCCGUCCAACCCAUCGAAACCGUAUACAUCGCUCGUACACGUGUACCUGCAGCUGGCUGAAAUUCAGAAUGAAAUCAUUUUCAAUUCUAGACGGCGGAAAGAUCCGAAGGACAUUUUGGAGACGGUGCAGGCGAUGCAGCAGAAUAUGUGGAAAAUCAAGGAGAACAUUAGAGAGUUCCGAAACAUUUCGUUGCAUUCCCAAGAUAGUUACUUGCGCGGCGAAUGGAUGGGGGCAGAUUUUGCCUAUCACUCAGUGAUGACAUCCAUCGUCAGGCUUCACCCCUACAUUGCUGAGGACGGCGGCCUUCACCAGCAACUGCUCGGGUAUGCGCGAACAUCGUUGUCGUGCCUGCAUGACAUGCUAGCACACGGAAAGACUCUCGAUGACAUGCACAACUUCAGUGUUUCCGUAUCAUGGCUUGUGCUCUUUUACCCUCUCUAUCCGUUUUUCGUUCUCUUCACACACGCCGUGAGCGCCUCUAGUGUGGAGGAUUUUCAGCUUCUAUCCAAGGUCACAACAGAUCUUGAGGGGUUUGCUGGUCAAAACUCGGCCUUGAUGGGACCGCAGCACCUGGAGUCGUCCAAGGCCACGAGUCCUCGAUGGACCAACCCCUUCCCGGCUGUCUUUGAGGAUGGCCCCGGUAUUAAUUGGAGUGCAAUUGGUGCUCAUGAAACGGCGACUAUUCCUGGCUUCGGCACUUUGGAUGAGCACGAUUUAUUGGCGGAGCUGUACAGUGCCCAGCCCUCAAUUGGAUGGAUCGAUGGAGGCUGGCCUUCGUGA